AAACAAUACAUCAUUCAGAGGCUGCUGUAGCAGACAUUUGAUCGCCGCAUAAUGCGCCUCACAAUUCCUUCACCGAGCCCGCAGAUUCUGUUUCACCAGCAGGCAGGUUUCACUAGGUGAAGUUCGUCUUUUCCGAAAGUUACGAGUCUUUGUCGGGCUCUUCGCUGGUGUGUUAUGCAGUAAACGAGCAAUUUUCACCACGAAGGAAUCCUCUGGGAGAUCUGUCUGUCAAACAUGGUCUCUAAAAGCAACCUGUCGUUGAUUCUGCAUUUCCUCCUCAUAGUGUGUCUUCUAAACGAUGUGGACGCCCAAACAACCGCUCCUGGAGGCGAAGAAGAAGGAGGAGGAGAAGGAGAGGGAAAUGGAGAAAAAGAAGCAUGUGACAAAGAUUUUGAUUUGAGCUUCGUGAUUGAUGGCAGUGGAAGUAUCGAGCAGGCCGGAAAAGGGAAUUUUAAGAAGGUGAAGGACUUUGUGAAAAGAAUCAUAGGGGGAUUCAACAUUGGAGAAGACAAAACCCAUGUUGGUGCCGUGAUCUAUUCUUCUAGCCAGUAUGUUAAAAAAGUCUUUGGGUUAGAUAGCUACUUCAAUUUAGCAUCUCUUGAAAGGGCUAUUGACAAAAUUCCAUACCCUUCAGGGGGUACAUUCACGGGGAAAGCCAUUACAUUGGCCACCAGAGAAAUCUAUACAAGCAGUAAAGAUAGGUCUGACAUACCAAAUGUCUGCAUAGUCAUCACUGAUGGCAAAGCCACAGACUCCAUUGAGGAGGCAUCAAGGACACUUAGAUUAAAGGGGACCACUAUAAUUGCCAUUGGUGUAGGACAAAAUUAUGAUGAAGCAGAGUUGAUAAAAAUGGCUGGAAGCCGAAGCAACGUCUACACAGCUGACUUCUCAGACCUGGGCACUGUCAUAGAAGACAUUAAGCAGUCUGCUUGCCAAGCUGACCAGCCUCCAUUACCUCCUCAAAGGAUUGGGCCCCCUGGCGAUCCUGGACCGAAAGGAGAUAAGGGAGAUCAAGGACCUACUGGAGACGCAGGACCAGGAGGUCUGAGAGGGGAUUCGGGUGCUGAUGGACCAGAUGGUCCUCAAGGUGUUCAGGGCCCUCCAGGACUUCAAGGACCUCCAGGACCUCCAGGGCCCAUCAUAACAGUCCCUCCUGGUGAACCUGGUGGUCCAGAUGAAGGUGGACCUGACCCAAUUUCCCUUGGAGAGAUAAGUAAUAACCAAGAUGCCAAAGGACCAAUAGGAAUAAUUCGAAGAGUUAAAGGAGAAAAAGGGGCAGAUGGUCCCAGUGGUUCAAUAGGACCUACUGGUAUAGCAGGGCCACAGGGAGAAAUGGGAGCUCCUGGACAGAUUGGUCCACCUGGAGUAAAUGGCCAAGCAGUGAGUUUCACAUGUGAUCAAUUCCUCUAUUCUCCUGACCAUAAAUUUGAUCUACUGUAA
Pocillopora damicornis (cauliflower coral) is the source of this 1440-nucleotide messenger RNA. RefSeq lists its product as uncharacterized. Gene Ontology annotation, molecular function: extracellular matrix structural constituent conferring tensile strength. The record is from RefSeq and is a predicted model, not a curated record. Gene Ontology annotation, biological process: extracellular matrix organization. Lineage: Eukaryota; Metazoa; Cnidaria; Anthozoa; Scleractinia; Pocilloporidae.